AUGCCAAAUUCUUUGGACUUGGACGUGGAUGUCGAUUGGCUAUACAAGGGGAAGAGGAAAGUGAGAUCUGCUAGGAGAGAAAAGGAAGAGCAGCAUCAGGGUUCUUCUUCUUCUGCGAAGGCUAGUGGGACAGCUAAUGCAUCUGAGAAUGAUAAGCCUCCUAACAAUGAAUCCCAGGGCUCGGGAUCACCUGCGCAGCCGCAUACUCGUCACAGGUCAAAAUCCCAGUCCAGUGCCACCUCGCCCUCUUCUCCGCUGACCAGCGCAGGCCUCGGCGCGAAUCUAAACUCGAGCUCGCAUAGUAGUACGCCGCCAUCCUCACGGCCCAGACACAACUCGAUUUCAGGCUCUCUUUCGCUACGAAGGACCAGCUCCAACUCCAGCGAAAAGCCGAAAAAAUCGCUAUUCGGAUCUUUGUUCAACAGGAAACCUGUCCAGCCACCUUCGCCUCCCGAACAACAACAACAACAGCAGCAGCAGCAUCAACAACAUCAACAACAUUCAACAGUGGUAACAGAGGAUAGUCAUGGAGGAUCUGCCGCGGCGUCAAUUCCCUCAACAUCCGGCGGAACCGCCGGCCAAUCUAAAGGUGUGCCUAUCCCUGUAUCUGCAUCCCAAAUUGCAUCGCAUAGGCAACAAUUCUCACAGUUCCUCAAGGAACCUAACUCCCCAGAGAUUAAGGACAUUGCCCCUAUUCAAUCUGAGCGCGUGGUGCUAAACAGGAACAAAAAUAAGAGUCCCUUGCCCAUCAAGGAAUUAUCCACCAUCAAAAUGAAAAGAGUUACCUUCGCAGUGGAUAAAUUCGGUAUGGACCCACCACAGCAAAUUCCUUCCAGGAAACCAAAACUGGGGAACGUUCUGGUUCCUGAUGAUUUAAUCAGCGAUAUUCCUUCCAUCUCUCAAGGUAUCACAACUAGCUCACAAACUGCAGAAUCGAGCGGUGGGAAUAGCACCACAGCGCCACCUACUUUUACAAAGAAUUCAAGAGAAUAUCUACAAGCGCUCGAAAACCAUAAAAAGAGUCUCAAAGAAUCGGAAAAGCAUCAGCAAGAAGCCCAUUAUGCUGCUCAACGUAUCGCAUCCGAAGUGGCUUCGUUCAAACUGAGGAACGUGUCAUCAGAUCCAAAGAGCACUCUCUCUAGGUCUAAUUCGUCAAAUGCUCUGAAACGGACAACCACCGCAGAAGAUGAAGCUGGGACAGAAUUAGAUGAAAAUAUCAAGAAAUUGGAAAUCGAUAAACCUAUCCAUAUGCAUGAACAUCAUUUUGAUGACGAACCUAAUGGAGGUGAAUCAACAUCUUCGGGGGCUGAUCCAAAUUCUUCCACCAAUGAGCUUAUGUUAGACGUCAUAUACACAAGAUGCUGCCAUUUACGUGAGAUUUUACCUAUUCCUUCCACCCUAAGACAGCUAAAGGAUAAAACAGCACCUUUACAGACGUUAAAGUUUUUGAACCCAAGGCCAACACUUAUUGAUAUCCUCUCAUUUAGUGACUUUAUUUCAAUUGUUCCAAUUCACAAUGUUGUAUUUGAUAAUGUUGGAUUGACACCUGAAAUGUUCAAAAUCGUCAUUUCAUCUUUGGUUAGAAGUAAAGCACUAGAUAGGCUAUCCAUGCGAAAUGUAGUUAUCGAUGAAAAUGGAUGGAAGCUUUUGUGUAAAUUUUUGAUGAGAAAUGAUUCUAUCAUAAAAUUGGACAUUUCUCAAACAAAAAUAAGGCAUGACUUGGACCCCAGACUCCACAGAUCGCAAAUGGACUGGUAUCUAUUCAUCGAUGUAUUACAGAAAAGAAAGGGGAAACCUUUGGAGGAAUUACUUAUUAAUGGGAUAUCUUUCAAUAACAACUUGCCAACGUUUGAAGGUUUGAUAUACUCCUUUUCUUCCAGCACGAAUAGAAACUCCCGCAAACUCAAAUUGGGCAUUGCGCAAUCUCAUAUCUCAGUGCCAGAACAAAUUGAAAUACUAUUUAGAUGGAUGUCUGAGAAAGAAAUAAUGGGUGUUGAUUUGGCAUUUAAUGAUUUUGAGCAUUUAACGAAACCUAUUAUCAAAGAGCUCAGUAGACGUAAUUUUGAUUCAUUACAGUACUUCACAUUAAACUCUACGAAUAUUCAAUCUGUGCAAGAAGCAGCAUUGAUUAUAAGAGAACUUUCGAAAUUACCACAAUUGUACUUUUUGGAUUUAUCUGGGUUACCAUCUUUGUUCCCUGCUAUCUUUCCUUAUUUGAACAAAUAUUUACCACGUUUUCCAGCUUUAAAGAGAAUACAUUUCGACUCGAAUGAAUGGAGCUAUAAGGAUAUCUCCCUAAUAUCACAGAUCUUACCAAAAUGUAAAGAAUUACUCCACGUUUCUAUGAUGAACCAACCUCAAGAAUCAUGGGUAAUGAGCACAGCAGUUUUCCUUUACGAUUGUAUUAAAAAUAGUGAAAAAUUGAUAAACUUGGACUUCAACUACGAGAAUAUACCAGAAGAGAUUAAUUCUAGAAUUGCAAUAGCUUUGGUGAGAAAUGCUCAAAAAUCAAUCGAUUCUAAUUGGCAACUAGACGAACUUUCAUCGCAGGACGAUCUACUAUUCGAUGGUGAAUUGAUAAGUGAAACCGCUGGUAACAUUUUAGAUAAGUUUAAUGACUCGGCAAAAUUAAAAGAAGACUCUACUAAGAGAUAUUUAUUGAAGAGAUAUUGGGAAAAGAUUAAUAAGAUUCACGCUAAUGUUCAAAAGACUAUAGAUGAUAUGUUUGAGCAAAGAGCUUCUAAAGAAUUAUCUCUACAAAGUAAGGAAAAUUUGUUAAGACUAUUAUUCAUGGAAAAAACCUUGGCAAAUAUUCUCGAAUAUUUAUCAACUAAUCCAUAUAUUAAGGGAUUAGAGGAACAAAAGGCUUCGGAAGACGAUACAAACUCUUUCAUGGAUGAAAAACCGGUUUUGAAACAUAUGGACUCUGCAAGGCUAACUUAUGAUGAAUCAUCUGUCUAUCCACAAGAUCCCGAUAUGAUUCAAGACCAGGACCCAAAUAAUUCGAAGCCUCACUUAAUGGCCACAGAUUCUGGUAGAACUAUUGAUGUGACCACCGGUAGACCAAUCUUGACCAAAACCAGUUCUGAGCGCUCGUUAUUUGGUAAAAAGCAGGAAGAAGAAGAAGGUGAAUUGCAUAAAUGGGGAUUCUUUAUUCAACAGCAACGCUCAAUUUAUCCGGAAAAUACACCAAUGUCAAAAUAUCAGCAGCAACAGCAGCAACAAGCAAAAGAGUCAAAGGAAACAAAGGAAACUAAGGAAGCAAGAGAAAAGGUUAUGUCUCAAACACCUAGACGUCCUUCAUCACACUCCGACUCAAUAUCUUCCAGCGUCACUAACGCUUCUUCUUCGAGCAAAUUACCAGUAACGUCAAAGAUAAUUCCUAAAAUUCCUUCAGGAGCAGAGCUCAGGGAAGCAAUUAUUAAAGCAAAGGGUAUCAAUUCAAUAGAGGAUUUAAUUGACAACGUUAGUUGUCAAAGGGUCAAAUUGGAUAAUAUUUAUGGUAUUCAAGUGGAAGCACCGAUCGAUGGAAAAGCAUCAGCUACCACUCCUUCAUCGAAAUUUUCCCAAGGUCAGCAUUUGACAAAGGAUUCUAAAGCUUCGCAAUCAGACACUGCAUACGUAUCAGAAAGUGAAGAUAGUUUUGCAGGGGAUGAUGAUGAUGAUGAUGGAGUAUCAGGAAACCAAAUUAAUGUUGAUGAAACUUACGACAAAUUGUUGAACAAUUUGAGCCGUGUUAGGUCCAACAGAGGAUCAUGA
This is a messenger RNA of Kluyveromyces marxianus DMKU3-1042, 3759 nucleotides long. RefSeq names its product Her1p (gene HER1). The transcript has a single exon. Lineage: Eukaryota; Fungi; Ascomycota; Saccharomycetes; Saccharomycetales; Saccharomycetaceae. The record is from RefSeq and is a predicted model, not a curated record. Bases 1 to 3759 code for a protein of 1252 amino acids.